Messenger RNA from Arxiozyma heterogenica, 1428 nucleotides. It is a transcript of the gene SPE1, whose product is annotated as ornithine decarboxylase SPE1. Gene Ontology annotation, cellular component: cytoplasm. The transcript has a single exon. NCBI's taxonomy places the organism in Eukaryota, Fungi, Ascomycota, Saccharomycetes, Saccharomycetales, Saccharomycetaceae. Gene Ontology annotation, molecular function: ornithine decarboxylase activity. Bases 1 to 1428 code for a protein of 475 amino acids. The record is from RefSeq and is a predicted model, not a curated record.
AUGUCUGGUUCUACAUUAGUUGAAUCUGAAGUUUGUUCUUCAACUACUACUUUGACCGAUUUAUCCCCUAUUAACAGUACCACUCCAUCUACUUCUGCUCUUAUCUCCACUACCAAUACCAUAAACUCAAAACCGGUAGCUAGGUUAAAUAAUGAGGCAUUGACUGCUUUACUAGAAACAUUCAAACAUGAUCCUAACCUACAUACUCUUCCACAUCAAUCUGACCAUAUUGGUAUUUUUAAUACAUUAAAACAACGUAUCAAUUCUAUUAAUGAUGAUACAUGUUCCCCUGGUGAAGAAAACUCCUUUUUUGUUUGUGAUAUGAAGGAAUUACGUAACUUAUACAAGAAUUGGAAAGUGGAAUUACCUCGUGUUCAACCACACUAUGCAGUGAAAUGUAACCCACAGCCUGAAUUAUUAAAAGUUCUAGCUUCCCUCGGUGUUAACUUUGAUUGUGCUUCUAAGAGAGAAAUUGAUACAAUUUUGAAAUUAGGUAUUGAGCCACACAGAAUCAUCUAUGCAAACCCAUGCAAGGUUGGAUCUCAUAUCAGAUAUGCUCAACAAAAUGGUGUAGAAAUGACCACGUUCGAUAAUGCUGAAGAAUUACAUAAGAUUAAAAAAUUCCAUCCAUCAGCCAAACUAUUCCUUCGGAUUGCUACUGAUGAUACUACUGCACAAUGCCGGCUAUCUACAAAAUUUGGUGCCCAUUUAUCUGCCAUACCAGAGUUAUUACAAACAGUUAAAGACCUGGAAUUAAAUCUUGUUGGUGUUAGUUUCCAUGUUGGCUCGGGUGCAUCCGAUUUUAGUUCCUUAUAUAAAGCAACCAGAGAUGCUCGUUGGGUUUUUGAUAUUGCUGUUAAUGAAUUUGGUCUACCACCUUUAAAGACCUUGGAUGUAGGUGGUGGUUUCCAAUUAACUUCCUUCCAAGAGUCCAGUAAAGUUUUAAGAUUAUCUUUGGAUGAAUUCUUCCCAGAAAAUUGUGGCGUUAAUAUCAUUGCUGAACCAGGAAGAUAUUUUGCAGAAACAACCUUAACUUUAGCCACACACAUCAUCGCCAAACGUAAGAUUGACAACGAUCAGGCUAUGAUCUAUAUUAAUGACGGUGUCUAUGGUAAUUUAAAUUGUAUCCUUUUCGAUCACCAAGAACCAACACCAAGAAUCUUAUACAGUAAUAACAAGUUCCACUAUGAUGACUUUAAUUCUACUUCCGCUGUACCAACCCCUUCCCACCCAUAUAAAGUAUCCAUUUGGGGUCCAACAUGCGACGGUUUAGAUUGUAUCACUAAGGAAUAUUACAUGCGCCAUGACCUUGUUGUUGGAGAUUGGUUAUAUUUUCCAAAUUUAGGAGCAUAUACUUCUUCUGCUGCUACUCCAUUUAAUGGAUUUGAUCAACAUGUUGAUACGAUUAUUAUCAAUGAAGAUCUUUGA